AUGACUGUCGACUCAGUAGUCCCGACCCCGGAGCAGGUCUCCGAGCUCAAGGACAAGUACACCAACGCCGGUCAGGGCCAGGUGUUCACCUUCUACGACUCCCUUUCGAGCGACGAACAGGCACAGCUCUACAAGCAGCUUUCCGGCUUCGAUCCCCUCUACAUCAACAAAAUCACUGCCAAGGCGCUCACUCCCAAUCUACCUAUUCUGGACUCCGACAAGAAGUCUCAGGAAGAAUGGUGGAACCGCGGCCUACAGCUGAUUGCUGACAACAAGGUUGCUGUUGUCCUCAUGGCUGGCGGUCAGGGCACCCGUCUUGGCAGCUCUGCCCCCAAGGGCUGCUUCGACAUCGGCCUGCCCUCCCACAAGUCUCUGUUCCAGAUCCAGGCCGAAAGAAUUGCGAGACUUCAGCUACUGGCUUCGAAGGUCCGCCAGCAGACCGGCUCCCCCGGUGGUGCCAUGGUACGUAUGACGUCCGGCCCUACUCGCAAGGCCACCGAGGACUUCUUCAAGAGCCACAACUACUUCGGCCUCAACUCCGAGCAGGUCAUCAUCUUCGAGCAGGGUGUGCUUCCCUGCAUAUCCAACGACGGCAAGAUCCUUCUUGAGACCAAGUCCAGAGUCGCUGUUGCUCCCGAUGGCAACGGCGGCAUCUACAACGCUUUGGUUGACGCCAAGGUCCUCGAUGACAUGGCCCGCCGCGGAAUCGAGCACGUCCACGCCUACUGCGUAGACAACUGUCUCGUCAAGGUUGCGGAUCCCGUCUUCAUCGGCUACUGCGCUUCCCAGGACGUCGAUAUCGGUACCAAGGUAGUGCGCAAGCGCAACGCUACCGAGCCUGUGGGCCUUAUCCUCACCAAGAACGGCAAGCCUGACGUCGUCGAGUACAGCGAGAUCGACGACGCGGUUGCUGCCGAGGAGGACCCUGCGCACCCCGGCGUUCUCAGGUUCCGUGCCGCCAACAUUGUCAACCACUACUAUUCGUUCCGCUUCCUGAAGUCAAUUCCCGAGUGGGCGGGCAACCUGCCCCAUCACAUUGCCCGCAAGAAGAUCCCCUAUGCGAAUCUGGAGUCGGGCAACACUGUCAAGCCUGAGAAGCCCAACGGCAUCAAGCUUGAGCAGUUCGUUUUCGACGUCUUCCCCAUGAUCGAGCUUUCCAAGUUCGCUUGCAUGGAGGUUAAGCGCGAGGAUGAGUUCAGCCCGCUCAAGAACGCCAGGGGAACGGGCGAGGACGAUCCCGAUACCAGCAGACACGAUAUCAUGGCUCAGGGCCGGAGAUGGUUGGAGGCGGCUGGUGCCAAGUUCGCCGAAGGCGUGGAGGGCGUGGAGGUCAGCCCUCUAGUCAGCUACGGCGGCGAAAGCCUCCACAUGCACGCCGCGAAGGAGGCGAUCACGGUUGACCGUAUUGAAUAG
Sordaria macrospora k-hell is the source of this 1413-nucleotide messenger RNA. The record is from RefSeq and is a predicted model, not a curated record. NCBI's taxonomy places the organism in Eukaryota, Fungi, Ascomycota, Sordariomycetes, Sordariales, Sordariaceae.